Molecule: messenger RNA, 759 nt
Organism: Aspergillus melleus
Lineage: Eukaryota; Fungi; Ascomycota; Eurotiomycetes; Eurotiales; Aspergillaceae
Product: SDR family oxidoreductase
Exons: 4
Coding region: 1-759 (252 amino acids)
Source: RefSeq, a predicted model, not a curated record
AUGGCAUCCUACCUAAUCACCGGCACGUCGCGAGGAAUUGGCCUCACCUUGACGAGGAUACUAGCUUCCAAGCCUGUCUCGGAGGUGUCCACGGUCUUUGCUGCUGCGCGCACCGAGACAGACGAGCUCAAGCAAUUGGCUGCGAGGUCGAACGGGCGUGUACAGAUCGUCAGUAUCGAUGUGACGUCUAAAGAAAGCACUACGAAGGCGGCAAGUGAGGUUGAACAGGCUCUCGGGGACAAGGGGCUAGAUGUGUUGAUUAACAAUGUCGGCAUUAUGAACUAUACCCCGGAGGGUAUUGAGCAUAUGGAUGAUCUGGACUCGACAUUUACGACGAACGUGACAAGCACACACCUCGUCACCAGUGCAUUUCUACCUCUUUUGCAGGAAGGAAACCUGAAGAAAGUCAUCAAUAUAUCCACAAGCCUCGGCUCCAUCGCCAUGUCCCCGACAUACAGCCUCUUCCCGGUCCCCGCGUACAAAGUGUCCAAAGCGGCGCAGAACAUGCUCACAGUGCAAUAUGCCCAGUCAUUCGCGGAUCAAGGCUUUACAUUCGUGACUGUCUCUCCGGGUUGGGUGAAGACUGACCUCGGUGGAUCUGGUGCCGAUCUGACGACCGAUCAGAGCGCCAAUGGCAUUCUGGAAAUCCUGGCCCGUGUGACGAAAGAGGAUAAUGGCAAGUUCUUUAACAUUAGGGUGGAUGGUUGGGAGAAGGCCGAAGGAUUGAACCGGUACGACGGGGCCGAGGCGCCUUGGUAG